AGAGGUAGAAGGGGAGGGGAGACGGAGACGGAGAGAGAGCACCAUCGAUGGGUGAUCUCUCGGAUGCCGUGGAAUGGUGGGAUGCAUCGCAGCUGCGCUUCCUCGUCCUGGCCAGCCUUGGCAUCCAGUACUUCCUCACGUUCUUUGCCGCCGGGCGUAAGUUCUCUGUUCCAUCUUGGUUUAGGUUCGCCAUCUGGCUGUCCUAUCUCGGCAGCGAUGCUCUCGCGAUAUAUGCCCUCGCCACGCUCUUUAAUCGCCGAGAUAAGGUGGCCUCCUCGAAUGGCAGUCGUGACUUGGAGGUUUUAUGGACGCCUUUCCUGCUGAUGCACCUCGGUGGCCAGAUAUUCAUAUCUGCCUAUAACAUUGAGGACAACGAGCUGUGGACGAGGCAUAUUGUCACCGCGCUGUCUCAGGCAAGUUUUUGGCCCAGUUUCAGGCCUUCAGCAAUUAUCUGCAUACAAUACAAAUAAAUGUAUAUACACGUACACUACAUAUUGCGUGCGUGCAAUGUAAGCCUCUC
This is a messenger RNA of Lolium perenne, 520 nucleotides long. RefSeq lists its product as uncharacterized. NCBI's taxonomy places the organism in Eukaryota, Viridiplantae, Streptophyta, Magnoliopsida, Poales, Poaceae. The record is from RefSeq and is a predicted model, not a curated record.